AUGACUGCCACUUAUCGUCUACAACUGCCGCUACUCAUCAUCACAUAUGUCAUAUUCUCAUCCACAAUAGAAGUUGUUAACGCUAUUGAAUACGCUAGUCCAAAAAUAAAUCAAAAAAUCCUUAUUGGACCAAGCGAUAUCACUACGUAUCCGGGCGAAACAAUUCAAUUUCCGUGUAUUGUUUCAAAACAACCCGAUGCUAUUGUAACAUGGUGUUGGAAUGAUUUUUGUACACUCGGUAAAACGCAAUUAAUUUCAAAUGAAACAACACAAGAUGGUUUAAUACGUAUUUUUCAAUAUACUGGUUAUCCGAGAUUUCAAUUAUCUAUUAAUGAACGACUGCAUCACUAUAAUUUGUCAAUUGUUCAUGUAUCAAAUAAAGACGAAGGGAUAUUUCAAUGUCAAGUACAGAGAACAAUGAAUGCCCAUGAAGCACGUUCAGAACGUGUUCAUUUAAUUCUUAUUGCUCCUCCAAAUGGUCAACCUACAUUAUUACUACCACAUAUGCCAUUAAAACAAGGUCAAUCAGUCAAUAUAACUUGUUUGUCGGCUCCAUCAAAGCCGGCAUCAAAAUUAAUGUUAUAUAAAAAUGAACAAAUAAUAGCAAAAAAGACGUCAUUAAUGCAUUUCUAUGAAUUUGAUAUGAAAACAAAAAAAAAUUUAACAAAAUUAGUUUACAAUAUCGAUGAUCUAGAUGGUGAUUGGGAUAAUGCUCGUGUUCGAUGUGAACAAAUCUAUCAAUAUGCCGAUAAUUUUCAGAAAGAUGUUUCAACAAGAAUACAAGUGCAAUAUAAACCAAAAGCUCGUAUUGAAUCUCAAAAUCGUCAUUCAUUAUCAAUUAAUUCAACAGCAACUUUUCGUUGUAUUGUUCAUGGCAAUCCUGAACCUCAAUUAAGAUGGUUUGCUAAUGCAAUGGAUUUAACAUCAAUAACAAGUUCUGUAAUAAAUAUUCCAUUGUCAAGACAUGUACAUAAUCAUUCAAUCGGCUGUACAGCAACAAAUUCAAUUGGUACAACUAAUACAAGCCUUCGAUUAAUAAUUCGAUAUCCUCCAACAUUCGUUAUUCGUCCACCAAAGUUUGUUGUUGUUGAUUUUGACAAUAAAUCACCAUCAUCAAAACCAAUGAUACUUCGUUGUGUGGUGGAUUCAUUUCCUCGUUCAGCAAUAUCAUGGUUUCGUUAUGGACAUAAAAUAGCAGAAGGUUCAACGUUUAAUCUCGAAAAUAUAACCACACGAGAACAGCAAGGACUCUAUUCAUAUCGAAUUGAAACCAGUGGUUUUGAAACAAUUCAUGCAGAUUUCAUAAUUUACAUUAAAGGUAAACCAUUGAUUUAUAUUCAAGAAUCCAGACAAUAUCGUUCAUCAAAUAAUCGCGAAUUUGAAUGUCAAGUUUAUUCAUCAACUUCGAUUCUUAGAAUAAGUUGGAAAUUAAAUGGUCAAUCCAUUGAAUCAAAUGAUCAAUCAUUAAUAUCAACAAUAUGUGAUGAAAACAGUUGUUUAUCAAAGCUAACGUAUAAUAAUAGAAAAAUAGUUUCAUCAACAAAUAAUAUUAAUCGUUUAUCGUGUAUUGCUGAAAAUGAAUACGGAUAUGAACAAAGUCGUCUCUAUCAAAUUGAUUUCUUCGAAGAUCAAUCAACAACUUUAAUAUCGAUUAUUUUAAGUAUAUUUAUCCUUCUAAUUAUUUUAUCGAUUGCUGCGAUCUAUUGUGGUUGUCGUGUUCGACGCAGUAGAAAAAGUUCAAUGAAAAAUCUUCCAAUUGUUUAUGAUGCACAUUAUUCAAUAAAUGAAUUAAUCAAAGAUGUUACGUCUUUACAAGCAUCUGACGGACGUUUACGUAAAACAACAUUUAAUGAUAAUGAUAGAUUAUCAUUAACAUUAGAACAAAAUAAAAUAGAACCAACAGAUAAUUUGAUGACAUCAUUAUUCAAUAAUAAUCGUACAAAAAAACUAAUGGAUAAUUUAUCGAAUGAAUCAUCAACAAAUAGUUCUGGUUUUCAUUCAAAAUCUACAACAACAACGUUUAAUAAUAAUAAUGAAUAUAGUCCUAGAUUUGCUGAAAUAACGGAUUAUACAUUUUCAGGUAUAACUCCAUUAUAUACAUCACAAUAUCAAAUGAAUGUGUGA
Rotaria socialis is the source of this 2124-nucleotide messenger RNA. Lineage: Eukaryota; Metazoa; Rotifera; Eurotatoria; Philodinida; Philodinidae. The record is from the annotation of a GenBank genome assembly.